Cherax quadricarinatus is the source of this 970-nucleotide messenger RNA. RefSeq names its product facilitated trehalose transporter Tret1-2 homolog. Gene Ontology annotation, molecular function: transmembrane transporter activity. The record is from RefSeq and is a predicted model, not a curated record. Gene Ontology annotation, cellular component: membrane. NCBI's taxonomy places the organism in Eukaryota, Metazoa, Arthropoda, Malacostraca, Decapoda, Parastacidae. Gene Ontology annotation, biological process: transmembrane transport.
AUGUUGAUUGCUCAAAACAGGGUGAAGAGGGCGAGGAGAUACCUAUUCCUCUGGCCGGUGGUGACAUCCUCAGCUCUGCUAACAUGUGGUGUUUGGUCAGUCUUCGGUUACUCUGCCUUGGCCCUUCCCCAGCUCAUCAAUCCCAACGCCAGCCUCUAUCUUAGUGAUGCCAGCCUUCACGCCAACACCAGCCUCCACGCCGACACCAGCUUCCACGCCGACACCAGCUUCCACGCCAACUCCAGCCUCCACGCCGACACCAGCCUCCACGCCGACACCAGCUUCCACGCCGACACCAUCCUCACCAUCGACAUGCCCCAUGCUAACACCGGCCUCUAUCUCUCAUCAUCACAAGCCAGUUGGUUCGCCACGUUGCCACUAUUCAUGUGCAUCCCUGGAUCAGUGCUGGGAGGCAUACUGUGCGAGUGGGCAGGACCCAGGCGUCUUCAGCUCUUCCUAGCUCCUGUCCUUGCUAUCUUCUUCAUGGCCGCACAUCUUGCUUCCUGGCCAUACAUCCAACAAGCCGGGGCUGCUCCAACCAUCUUUUUGGUUUUCAGGGUUCUCCAGGGAGCGACAGCAGCAGUGCUCAUUCCUACCAUCUCAGUGUAUAUAUGUGAGGUGAGUACUGUUUCUUACCGUGGAUGCCUGACCAGCUUGGUCGAGGCAUGGGUCACCCUAGGUUUCCUGCUGUGUUACCUGCUGGGUCGCUACCUCUACUGGUAUACUGCAGCCUUGCUCCUUCCCUUGAUGACCAUUGUUCCAAGUUGCUUCUGUCUCCUGUUGUCUCCCGAGUCUCCAGUGUGGCUCGUCAGGAAAGGAAGAGAUGCAGAGGUAAAAAUGACUCUCCUGAAGCUUCGGCAUUCGCCAGAGAAAGUGGAAAACGAGAUGACAGAAAUGAAAGUGUGUGUUGUAAAGGAAAAUUAUUCGUUUUAUGAUUCAUUGAUGUUGCUAAAGAAAAAAGCAACAUAAA